Molecule: messenger RNA, 2253 nt
Organism: Phacochoerus africanus (Common warthog)
Lineage: Eukaryota; Metazoa; Chordata; Mammalia; Artiodactyla; Suidae
Gene: RAB7A
Product: RAB7A, member RAS oncogene family
Exons: 7
Coding region: 312-935 (207 amino acids)
Biological process (GO): endosome to lysosome transport; phagosome-lysosome fusion
Cellular component (GO): late endosome; lysosome; phagocytic vesicle
Molecular function (GO): GTPase activity; GTP binding
Source: RefSeq, a predicted model, not a curated record
ACUUCCGCUUGGGGCGGCGGCGGUGGCGGAAGUGGGAGCGGAGCCCGAGUCUUGGCCAUAAAGCCCGAGGCGGCGGCGGUGGCGGCGCUGGAAGCUUGGACAGGCUGAGGAUCUCGCUGCAAUCGGAACUUGGACUUUCUUCCGCCCUCAUCUUCCCUGCGUCUCCUCCCCGGCAGACCCCUACCGACACGCCUGGCCCGGAGCCCAGCGGAGCGGCCGCGGAACACAUCUGCCUUCUUCAGAUUUGGGAAUUCAGUAUAAGGGCCAAGGAGAACAAAUUACUGAUCUCAGCUUGCACAACUGUUUGAAGGAUGACCUCUAGGAAGAAAGUGUUGCUGAAGGUUAUCAUCCUGGGAGAUUCUGGAGUUGGUAAGACUUCACUCAUGAACCAGUAUGUGAACAAGAAGUUCAGUAAUCAGUACAAAGCGACAAUAGGAGCAGACUUCCUGACGAAGGAGGUGAUGGUGGACGACAGACUAGUCACAAUGCAGAUCUGGGACACAGCCGGACAGGAACGGUUCCAGUCUCUUGGCGUGGCCUUCUACAGAGGCGCAGACUGCUGCGUUCUGGUGUUUGAUGUGACUGCCCCCAACACAUUCAAAACCCUGGAUAGCUGGAGAGAUGAGUUUCUCAUCCAGGCCAGUCCCCGGGAUCCCGAAAACUUCCCCUUUGUUGUGUUGGGAAACAAGAUCGACCUCGAAAACAGACAGGUGGCCACGAAGCGGGCGCAGGCCUGGUGCUACAGCAAAAACAACAUUCCUUACUUUGAGACCAGCGCCAAGGAGGCCAUCAAUGUGGAGCAGGCCUUCCAGACGAUCGCUCGGAAUGCGCUGAAGCAGGAGACGGAGGUGGAGCUCUACAAUGAAUUCCCUGAACCCAUCAAACUGGACAAGAACGACCGGGCCAAGCCCCCGGCGGAAAGCUGCAGUUGCUGAAGCGACAGUGAGCAGAGCACAGAGUCCUUCACGAUCCAAGAACACACUUAGGCCUUCCACCACACGCCCUCCUUCCCCAGACUCAUCUCUCCUUUCCAGCUGCCAAGAGAAACCCCACCCUACUACACCCUCAACCUGCACACACACACACACACACACACACAUACACAUACAUACCUGACACAGACUCCACGGCACAGGCCCGAGGCGGCUCCAUCAGCGUCCCCACAGCAGCCCUCUUGUGGCAGCAGGAUGGGCCAGGUGUAGAAACCCCUCCGGUGUGGAGUCGGCAUCAGAAGCUUCCUUUUUGUCCACUGGAGAGAGAGAACUGUUUACAGUUAAUCUGUGUCUAAUUAGUUACCUGAUUUUUUUAACCGUCUUGUGGUCUUUUUACCCCCACCCGUCCCCUCCUGUGAAGGCUCCACUUGGGAAGGCUGGUGCCCCAUGCUCAUUACAGGCUCACACCCAGUCUGUCAGGCUGAGUUUUGUAUGUAUCUGUUAAUGCUUGUUACUUUUAACUAAUCAGAUCUUUUUACAGUAUCCAUUUAUUAUGUAAUGCUUCUUAGAAAAGAACCUUAUAGUACAUGUUAAUAUAUGCAACCAAUUAAAAUGUAUAAAUUAGUGUAAGAAAUUCUUGGAUUAUGUGUUUAAGUCCUGUAAUGCAGGUGUAAAGAUGGAGGGUUGAGCCCUGUCUGGAUUACAGAGUGUUUAGCAACUCCGAAUUCAGAAAUCCAGCUGGAGGCAGUAUUCUGUACAGUAGACAUGAGAAUUAUGUACGCCUUUUAUCAAAGACUUAAGAGCCAAAAAGCUUUUCAUCUCUCCAGGGGGAAAACUGUCCAGUUCCUUCUGUAUCUAAAUUUUCCACAAGGUUGAUUUGCAUAAUACAGUGUGUGUGCAAUGGAGAAAUGACUGUUGUUUGUUUUGGAACUUAAAACUCCUGUUUUUCCUUUUUCCCCACCCUGCUCCACGCUUUGAAACUCCCCUAUUAGAUCAGUGUCCCACCUACAAGCGGGAAAGGAAAGUCCUAACAGAUCUGUCCUGGUGAUCUUACCUUUGUUCUAGAAGGCGCUCCUUUCAGGGUUGUGGUCCUUAGGUUAGCAAACCCUUCUUUUCCCCACCGCCUCCCAGUAUUGCCCGCCAGGAUUACCCUGUUUCUUUGGUGUGGAGCCGGGCAGUUCUGGCCUCCCUGGGAUCCGCCCCUGCGUUGUAGCUUGCUUAACGGAGCACGUCCCUUCUCCAUGGGCCUGCAUUCAAGGGUGUGGGCCAGGUUCUUCUGUAAAGAGAUGAACGUGAUGCCAAUAAAAUGUAACAAGAACAA